UUGGUGCGUUCAUGGUGCUCGACUGGACCGCAGAUGUUUCACAACCCGGGGACACUCUGUCUCUGCACACUUUAUCUCAUCUUUUUCUCAACGUGUAGGCGUGCAUUAAGGCGUUAACUUAAAAAAAAAAAAGAAAGAAAAAAAAAAAAAAGAAAAGUUAUCUGAGGAAGGGAAAGGGACGAAGAAGGAAGAAAAAAAGAAAAAGAAAAGUGGGCUACCUCUUCAAACCGUCCCGGUUUUGUACCGGAGAGUUGUCGUCAUCAGCACCCCAGAUAUCCCCCCCUUUAAGCUCCCUAAAUGGAUGGGGCAGUCUCGGUCUAUGCAGUUCAGCACAGGCCAAAAGAUUGGAAACAACUUGUGCAUUUUACGCGUCACUUUUAGCGUCUAAAGAGGCUCAGAAAUGCCCGGCUGCUUCGCUGCUGCAGAUCAACUCUGAGAGGACUUUUCUCUCUCUGCAUUUGUGCUUCUCUCUUUUUUUUUUUUUUUUUUUUUUUUCUUCUUCUUCAGGAGGAGGAAGGACUCAAAAAGUUUACAAGAGAGAAAGGAAAACUCCAGCGCUGAAGUGGCAGCUCUCACACUAUAGCCCUCGCUAUGGAUUGUAUGUAUUUAUUCAUGUGCUUUUUUUCACUCAGUCAUGUCUUUUUGGAUCAUGUGUUCGCUGCAGAAACGCAUGAAAAACUCUCUGGAAAGUUAAGUGAAUAUGGUCUUAUAGUGCCAUUCAGCACAGACUCCCGAGGACGCUACAUUUCUCAUGUGGUCUCUGCUGGAAGUGGAAGUAAAGGUGCUGAUGCUGAUACUGCUGCUGCUGCUGAUGCUGGUGCCAGUGCCGCCUCAGCCUUUGGCAGCAGACGAAGGGUGGCCCGCGGUGCCCCCGAGAUGCCCCCGGUCACCCCGGCCUCGUCGCAGCACUUGUUUUUCAACGUCACUGUGUUUGGGAAGGAGCUGCACCUCCGCCUGAGGGCCAACAGGAGGCUGGUGGCCCCGGGGGCUUUCGUGGAAUGGCAGGAGGACUUUGUGGAGAAGGCCAAGGAGCGUAUCCACGGGGACUGUGUUUUCACUGGAGACGUGAGCGACAUGCCGGAGGCCUCUGUGGCUAUCAGCAACUGUGACGGACUGGCAGGUCUGAUCCGGACUGAUAAUGGGGAGUUUUUCAUCGAGCCCCUCGAGAAGGGCCAACAGGACGUGGAAGUGAAGGGGCGUGUGCACGUGGUCUACCGCAGGUCGGCCAUCAAGCGGGAGACGGGCCAGCGGAGGGAGGACCUCCACAAUGAAGUGGCAGACUUCGGGAUCGCGGACCUCCCCGCGGCUCUGGAUCUCGUCGAGCAUAAACUGUCUGAGUCGGAGCGCAAGAGGAGGCACGCGAAGAAGGACGACUACAACAUCGAGGUGCUGCUGGCUGUGGACGACUCGGUGGUUCGCUUCCACGGCAAGGAGCACGUGCAGAAUUACGUUCUCACGCUCAUGAACAUAGUUGAUGAAAUCUACCACGAUGAAUCUUUGGGAACAAACAUCAACGUUGUCCUUGUCCGCAUGAUAAUGGUCGGGUACCGACAGUCCAUAAGCCUGAUCGAGCGUGGCAACCCAUCCCGCAGCCUGGAGCAGGUGUGCCGGUGGGCCAACACGCAGCAGCGCCGGGACCCCGACCACGCCGAGUACCACGACCACGCCAUCUUCCUCACAAGGCAAGAUUUUGGUCCCGCAGGUAUGCAAGGUUACGCUCCAGUUACAGGGAUGUGCCACCCACUGAGGAGCUGCACUCUGAACCACGAGGACGGCUUCUCCUCCGCCUUUGUGGUCGCCCAUGAAACCGGCCAUGUGCUCGGCAUGGAGCACGACGGCCAGGGGAAUCGUUGUGCCGAUGAGACCAGUAUGGGCAGCAUCAUGGCGCCGCUCGUCCAGGCAGCUUUCCACCGCUACCACUGGUCACGCUGCAGCAAGCAGGAGCUCAAUCGAUACAUCCACUCCUAUGACUGCCUGCUGGAUGAUCCCUUUGAACACAAGUGGCCCAAGCUUCCUGAGCUCCCUGGAAUAAAUUAUUCAAUGGACGAGCAGUGCCGCUUUGAUUUCGGCGUCGGUUAUAAAAUGUGCACCGCUUUUCGAACCUACGACCCUUGCAAGCAACUGUGGUGCAGUCACCCCGACAACCAGUACUUCUGUAAAACCAAAAAAGGUCCUCCGGUGGAUGGGACGGAGUGCGCAAUAGGAAAGUGGUGCUUCAAGGGCCAUUGCAUCUGGCGAUCCAGCCAGGAGCCUCAGGGCCACGAUGGGAGUUGGAGCUCCUGGUCAAAGUUCAGCGGUUGCUCCAGAACGUGUGGAGGUGGAGUUCGCUCCCGGAGCAGACAGUGCAACAACCCUCCGCCUGCCUACGGUGGUCGAGAUUGCCCCGGCUCUGCUUUCGACUACCAGAUGUGCAACACGGAGGAGUGUGCUGGCCCAUACGAGGACUUCCGAGCUCAGCAGUGUGUCCAGAGGAGCAACAAAUACCACAAAAACAUCAAGCACACCUGGCUACCGUACGAGCACCCAGAUGAAGCCCGCAAGUGUGAGCUGAGCUGCAGGUCAAAGGAAACCGGAGAGGUGGUGUUCAUGAACCAGGUGAUGCACGAUGGAACCCGCUGCAGCUACUCGGAGCCCUUCAGCAUUUGCGCCCGAGGAGAGUGUCUGCAUGUAGGCUGCGACAAGGAGGUCGGCUCUUACAAAACAGAGGACAAAUGUGGAGUGUGUGAGGGGGACAACUCCCACUGUCGCACCGUGAAGCUGACACUCACCAAGACGCCCAAAAAGACAGGAAUGCUGAAAAUGUUCGACAUCCCAAUAGGAGCCCGCCACAUUGUUAUCGAGGAGAACGAGACCUCCCCUCAUAUAAUUGCUGUGAAGAAUCAAGUUACUGGAAACUUCUUACUGAAUGCAAAAAGUGAAGACGCUGAAACAAAGACCUUCAUCGAAAAUGGUUUACAGUGGGAGUAUUCCCUCGACAGUGAGAAGGAGGUCCUGAAAACAACCGGUCCUCUGCAUGAAGGCAUUGUAGUGCUGGUCAUUCCCCAGGAAGAAGACGCAAAGAUCAGCCUGACGUAUAAGUAUAUCAUACACGAGGAUCUGUUGCCGCUUAUUACCAACAACAAUGUUCUUCUCUCUGAACUGGACACCUACGAGUGGGCUCUGAAGAGCUGGUCUCAGUGCUCCAAACCCUGCGGAGGAGGCAUACAGUAUACUAAAUAUGGAUGCAGGAGGAAGAGUGACAGCCGUUUGGUGCAUCGAAACUUCUGUGAAACCAGCAAAAAGCCCAAACCCAUCCGCAAACGCUGCAAUGUGCAAGAGUGCAGCCAGCCCACGUGGGUGGUGGAGGAGUGGAGUCCCUGCAGUAAGACCUGCGGGAAGCUCGGCUACCAGACCAGGGUGGUGCAGUGCAUGCAGGCGCUCCACAACGGCACCAACAGGCCCGUCCACAGCAAACACUGCACCGAGGAUCGGCCGGACACCAGGAAGACCUGUAACCACACCAUAUGCCCUGCCCAGUGGAGGACAGGGGCAUGGUCUCAGUGUUCGGUGACCUGCGGCGAAGGGAUCCAGCAACGGCAGGUGGUUUGCAAGGCCAGCGACAACACAGUCGGAGAAUGUGAGGGCGAGAAGCCGGAAACUGUCCUCAUCUGUAAACUAAGUUCAUGUCCAGGACAGCCAGUGUCUCCUCUCACCGUUGAAACAAUGGAAAACUCCACAAUAAAAGACGAAGCUGUACACCAAAGGGCUCCUGAAAACCCGGUCCACAAACUCUCUUCAAAUGAGCCGUGUCUGGGGGAUAAAUCGAUUUUCUGUCAAAUGGAGGUUCUUGCCCGAUAUUGUUCCAUCCCUGGAUAUAAUAAGCUUUGCUGUGAGUCUUGCAACAAGAAAGAAAACCUCGGCACAUACGCUCCUGACCUCGAAAACACCCCAGUGGUCUCGUUUGAAACUGAGAACCCCGCUCCUUCUCACCCUGCGUCACCCAAGGCUCCGCCACCCGCUACGACCCAAAGCCCGCCGCAAACCACUAAAGCCAGACGGCUACGCUCCACCGCCCCGGUGCCAACCACCGCUGCCGCUGCUGAAGCCUCGCCAUCCACCGGUGCUGCUCUGCCCCAGGGUCCCACCAGCGACUCCUUCCUCACGGCCGGGAGAGGAGACUCAGACCCGGGGCCUCUUCUACCUCCGGGGCCUCCACGGCCCACAGCGGACUCCAGUGGAGGUGCCUCUAAAGAGCACAGUCCAAACAGCACUUUAGGCCCAGUCGCUGCCAGGUCAAGAAGGGACAAUUUAGGAUCCGAGAGGGACUCGAGUCACAGAACCCUGUCAGCUCAGAAAUGAACAGCGAGCGAUGUUGUGAACGUGCUGCUCGGUGAGACGGUCUCGUACAUCAGCUCACCCUUUUGCAGCAUCUGACGAAGACUCGCAGUCUUUGCUGCAGAUAUUUUCUUUCUUUUUUUUUUUUACAAAUUUUUUGUUUUCAUGCCAGUGAACUUAGACCAGACCAGCGAUGGUUACCUCAUCAAAACUCCAGAGUGAUCUGUGUGAUCGCAGCGUCGCUCUGCCCUCUGAAUGCUUCAAAUAUGAAACGGAAGAAAAAACAAAUGUUGUCAGGUGCUGUAAACUAAAACGACUACAAGACGUGUUCAAAAUGUGAUGACUGCAUUGCUACAUUCAUGUUUUUAUCUGUGUACAGUUGUGUAAUCCUGUUUUUUUUUUCAAGUGCAUUAGAACUACUAUUGAACUUGUAUUGUGAACAUGUGAGGAGAGGUCAAAGGCCAUGGUUUUGGAGGUGCACGUGUCAGCUAUGGAGGCUAUAGUGUGCCAGAAUAAUUAUAAACCCUGCCAGUGUUAAAUUAUAAUCAAUUAAUAUAUUGCUAAUUUGAACAAAACUAUUUUAACUAGUUAAAUUUUAAUGAUGCAUUGAAUAACGCAAAAUAAAUUAGCAGAUUUUAAUUUCUUAUUCUGUUUUAAGAAUUAAUAGAAUUUUAAAAUAGAAUUGCAAAAAUAUAUUUUUUAAAAGCUUAUAAAUUCGACUACAGUUUUCA
Sebastes umbrosus (honeycomb rockfish) is the source of this 5045-nucleotide messenger RNA. RefSeq names its product A disintegrin and metalloproteinase with thrombospondin motifs 14. Gene Ontology annotation, cellular component: extracellular matrix. Gene Ontology annotation, molecular function: metalloendopeptidase activity. The record is from RefSeq and is a predicted model, not a curated record. Lineage: Eukaryota; Metazoa; Chordata; Actinopteri; Perciformes; Sebastidae. Gene Ontology annotation, biological process: proteolysis; extracellular matrix organization. The transcript has 22 exons. Bases 592 to 4338 code for a protein of 1248 amino acids.